AUGAUCCCGGGAAGAAUAGGCGUGGCCAACGUGACGCACCGACGGAAGGUCGCGAGGUUGAAAGUCGCGGACACACGUGUGGCUGGUCAAGCAGACGGAAAAAAAUCGGAGAGAGGCGGAGUCAGCGGCCGACGGUCCACCCUGAGGGGAACCGCAGGCGAACGCACGAGCGGAGAGACUCACUUCCGCACGGAUAUAUGCUGCGCGUGCACCCGAGUGAUUGCUGCUCUCCCGCACCUGCAGCCGCCGUCCACUCCGCAGCUGAACUCACCGCCAUGGGCCCGCGGCUAGCAGACUCGCCUAACUCACAGGUUGUUCCCGCUUGGAAGUCUGGAAAAAGCCAAGACACGGUCGUAGUCCAAAUAAUCUUUUUGUGGAUUUUACAGUUUCUGAGAGGUUGAUUUCAAGGCUACACGUUUUUUUCUCAGCAUGUUUUAGCCAUUAUUUGGGCCGUCAUAGAUUUUCAUUGAUACGUUUUAUUAAAUAAGGCUCAAUGAAGCUUGUAGGAACUUUUCUUCAUGUAUCAAGCCUAUACCAAGAUCAUUUAGCCUUUUUAAACAGAUUAUGCUCUUGAAACAAUUCUUUUAGAAAGUUUUUUUGAAGACGACGAUCUUCAUGUGUAGCCUGUUCUGUCUUUUGUUAAUAAGUUAAUGAAAAACAAUAAAGAAGUGAAUCAUUUUUCAAAGAUUUUUUUUAUUUAAAAAAGUCCUAUUCAUUGGGAUUCAUUAGAAAAUGGGAUUCAAAAAAAUGUUUAUAAUCAACAAUUUGAAUUUUUUACUUGAAGUACUGCGAAGUAUCGCUAAAAUAACUUUUUUGUUCUCUCAGACCGGCAUCAAAAUUGAGACUAUGGACGGGUUUGCCAGAAUUGAGCGUCCAACUCCAAAAUAUCCAGAUGGUCGAAGAACUUCGGCACCGGCGGCUCUUUCUGCAAAUUUCCUCGAAAUCGUGGGUUCUUUUUAUCACUGAGCGGCCCUUAAAAACAAUAUCAUGGCGACCUUCGGACCUUCCAUGAGGAAAUGGUUGCCUUAUCAACUUCGAUAAUCAUCGGUUCCGCGUUUUUCUUUCGUCCGUCUGAAAAGUGAACUGAAUGGUUCAGCCUUCGUCCUGUGCCAUGCAGAUCACGAUCCUACAGAGACUACUCGACAAGCAGUCUUCCUUGAAAGUAGAAGAGAGCAGUCCUGACUCAGGUCCCGUCCUUCCAAUCCAGGGCUCCUGCUAACCAAAGGGUUCAGGACUCGGCGACUCGACGCCGGAGACGUCGCCUUCGUCCUCCUCGUCGCUCUCUUCGACGGCGACUCGUCAUGCCUUCGCCCCGCCGCCUCCAAAGAUCGUCGUUGCUCCGCCGAUUCCGACGACGUCAACCGCUGAUCCCUCUGUUCCUGGAUUCUCGCCGUUCCUCUGGCCUUGGCUCAAUAGUAAGUCGGUUUCGUUCUUUGUCCAUUAAAGUUUCUUUAAUCUUUCUGAUUGCUUAAAAGUCCUCUUUAAAAAAAAUGGUCUUUUGAUCUUCUCAUUUUUAUUUACUUGCAGAACAUUGUCUACUUUUGUCAGCAGAUACUCACUUUAAGGAACUAUUUUUGGUUUUUCGUGUUUUUGAGCUUUUUUUUUGAGCAAAAACCAGAUUUUAGGAUCACUUUCUUAGGAAAAAAAAACCUUGUGUCUUAGGUGCAUUUCAUUGGACAGAUUAAUUAUUCACGUCACCAACGAAAUUGCUUAGUUUUUCAGUUCAGUUCUUUAUCAGCUUAUUUUUUAGAAAGAUACAGAAACUGACCAAUGUCUGUGUACUUCUUGGGGAAUCAACAUAUUUGGCUGAACAUUUUUUGAUCUUUAUAGAUUUUUCACGUCACCAGCGAAAUUGAUUAGGUGCAUUGAUUAGGUGCAUAGGUGAAAACGAACAUAUUUCGAAGACAAAAAAUAAAUAAAAAGCGCAUUUUCUCUUUAGUUUAGUUAAUUUAGUACAUCUUUUUCCUACUUUGAAAAAUUUAUGUUUUUUUUAUCUAUGAAUUUUGAGCUUGCAUGAACCAAAAAUUUCCAUAUUUCAUGGUAGAAAAUUGACUUUUUUUGCACCAACUUUUCCAAAUACGAAGACCUUUUUUGUUGUGUCCUCCAAAACGUUUCGUGUUGUGUCUCGACAGUUUUUGAGUCGGUUCGUGUGUAUUUGUGCCCUCGGAGGCUCCGCCUUCUUUUUCCCGUGGAAUUUUGUUGACUUUUCGCACGGUCCCAGGGGUAUUGAGAACGUUUCUAUCGAUUCGCUAGCUCUUUGAAGUCAAUGAAAAAAAGGAAUCACUUAUCAAGUUCGAGAGUUUUAUUAAAAUACUGAAGAAGGGCGAAGACAUUUUUUGAAAUGAGGAAUUCCUAUAGAGUAUUAUUUUUAAAGUAGUAUCUAACAGUUGAGAACAAUUCUGUUUUUUGAAAAAGAUUGAGAUAUUUUUUUUAAAAUUAAAAAUGAAGAAAUACAUUUUGAAAUCUUUUUCUUUUUUGCAGAAUUGUAUAGAAUUUUGGUUAAUUAAUAAAUUUCUUUUUUUUUUCACUUUCGAGUAAAUUUUUCGCUAGAAAGUACUAUUUUCAGUUAUUGAGCUUCUCUAUCAUUUAUAUUAAGAUUUCCUUCGUUGGUCCCUUUGCGAUCUAGACUGUCUCUUCAUGUAUGAAAAAAAAAAUUGGAAAAGUUCAGAAUUUUUAUUCUUCCAGUUCUGCUUUCGCGUUUUCUCCAUAGGAUCCGAGUAACGUGAAACGGUUUGGGACGUGAAAAGAAAACGUCUUCCUUUUCUGUUUCAAAAGUGCUUUUGAAAUGGAAGGCGUGUCUGCGCAGUCGUGAGCCGAAUGUUUGCGGUCGAGCGUCGCGGAAGCGGCGACUGCGCUGCGUGUUCCAACGGACGGACGGAUGCGCGACGUUUUCCGCGUCGUGCACGCCAAGUGACCCUUGGCGAUUCGUUCCGUUGUUGGGGGUUUCUUCUUGAGAAGCUUCAUCUCAAGAAGCUUCCGCCUCCUUGGAACAAUCGAUUGAUAACUUGGAACUAGGGCCCUCUAAUUGCCUUGAUAAAGCUCCUUUCCUUUCUUCAGGUAGAAGGAUGGAGAAGAAGGAGCAUAUAGACCCUUAAGAAUGACCGGGAAAGCUCAUAAAGGCUCUGUAGAGUUUUCUAGGUCGUCAAAUUAAUACUUUGGAAUGUUUAUUCAUUUUGUAAGAUCAUUUUGUGGCCUUCCUUUUUUCAAACUUUUAGGCUCUUCAAAAAAUACACUUUUUUAUGUGUUGAGAGAAAAGACAAAGAUAACAGAUUUCCAUUUGAUAACGCAUUUUCACAGAUUUUUUUAACAGAUCAACUUGAAGUUUAUUCUCUUCAACAAAAUUACAAUAUCGCGAGGUCAAAAAAUUUUUUUACAGCCUUUUUGAUAAUACUUACUUUGACACUUUGAUAAUUUGAUGGUCCGUCUUCGCUGUCAGCGCGGACCACACGUCUUCCAUGCGUCCCUUUGACAAUAGUAAACGCGAAAUGGAACAAUUUGUUUCAAAAAUUAACCACUUCUUUUUUUUUAAAUCCCUCACUGAGAGGUCAUUUUCACGCCUAAACACAAAAAGUGUGUCGCAUCCGCUUUUCUUCACUUUUUUCACCUGGACAUUCUUCUCAAACGAAUCAUUUUGCUGGUGUGCUGGCGCUGGCCGCAUAUCCGCCGCGGAUACCAGUUGUAUUGUCCGGAGGCUUUCGCUGGCGGGAGUGAAAAGGCGAGUGAAACGUGAGGGCCAAGGAGUGCGACCGGAGGUGAUGCGGAUGAAAGGACGAACUGGUGUGGUGGAAAACGCCGAAAGUCCAAUCGUCGCCUUCAUAUCCGCCUCAUUUUUCUGCACUCGACCAUGAGUCUCAUUGGACGCGGUUCACAGAUUUGCUGAGGAAGAAGCAUUCUUUGGGCGAAUCGAAAUUUGACAAUGAAAAAGCGAAGAAUUGCAAAAAAAAAGCCCCAAAGUUGGCUAAGAAAUUCUUUAAUGAAAAAUCCUCAUCCAAAAUAACUUUUGUAUUAUACAAAAUGAAAAACUUUUUUAAACUAUUCCACAAUUUUUUAUUCUUUUUUAAUUUUGUGACAGAAAUGAGUUCCAGUGUCUCGAGUUAUACCUUUUUUUUCUCUUAAAAAAUACUCAGAAAAUACCAUUUUUUUAAGCAACUGACGUUAUCGAGGUCAUGAAAGUUGUGGUUAAUUUUUCGUAAAAAUCAGGAAAAUUCCUGACAGCUUUUUGAUAAUCAGAAAUGAGUUUCAGUGUCUGAAAACCGACACGUCGUGCAUCCAUGGCUCUCCACAGCGCUGCUCUAUCCGUCGUUAUCGCAGCCGGGGGCCAUGUGCGGCGCGAUACCGCAGCCGCCAGCCGCACGUCCUGCCGUCGGACUCCUGACCACCAGUUUGUGCUCUUCAUAUUGCUUCCAGUGAAAGAGCCUUAUUAUGAAUAUGCAGAUCGACUUUGAUCUAUGUAGAAUGGAGCUUUAAUAUGUUUUCAAUUUACAGAUUUUCAGGGCUAGAAACGUUUGAUAGCUUUCAUGAACUAUCAGUUUGAAAGAAGCUUUCAUAACGUUGUAGUUUUUCUCAGUUCUUGAGCCCUAUCAGCCUCGAUUUUGUACAGUAUGAAGUUUUCUUCGUCUUUAAUAUCUAUAGGAGGAAUAUGGGAGUAUCGAGUACAAAUACUAGUUAUAAUUUUGAAAAAUAGGGAGAUAUUCCUUCGAAUUAGAAAUUGAUUUUUCAUUCCGUUUAUUAUUGGACGACCAUUCGACCCUCUAAUUUGAAAAAAACAGCGAUCUAGACAACGUGGGAAGUAACUGAUCGGAAAACAAGCAUGUUUUUCAGCGCCUCUGCCGCAGACCGUGGGAUCGGCGUUUCCGUCGGAGCUGGCGACUCCGCAAUUGCCGACGGCGACUUCGUUGUGUCCGCUGCAGCCGUAUCUCCUGGAAGCGCGCCGAUUUUCCGAACCGAUGGCCUCUUCCACCAAUCUCAUCGCCCAAAGAAGGAAAAGUCGUGAAGGUCGGGUUUGUGUUCGGAAGAGCGUACUGAAUUGCUCUACAGGCCAGGUAACCUACCUGUGGGAGUUCCUUCUGCGACUGCUUCAGGACAAGGAAUACUCCCCCAAGUUCAUCAAAUGGAUCGAUCAGGCCAAGGUUUUGAUUCCAUUGAAUUUGGAAAGUGGAAGGAACUUUUUGAAAGUUCUUCUCCUAAGGCAAGGGAAAUGCAGUUGGUCCGAAAAAGGGAAUAAAGAUAUAUUUGUCUUUGAAGAAGAAAUUCAACUCGAUAAACAAAAUUUUUUUCAAAUUCUUACUGCAAACGUUUUUUCUAGAGCUUUCGAAAAUAACUUUUCUUGAGGGUAUAUUUAAACUGGUCGAUUCGAAAGCCGUUUCCAAGCUCUGGGGGAUGCAUAAAAAUAAGCCGGUAAGCGAUUGUUUUCUGUGAACAAGAAUAAAAUGGGGAAAUAUUCAGGGUAUGAACUACGAAACUAUGGGCCGAGCGUUAAGGUACGAGAAGAACUGCAAAUUUUUCGUUAUUUAUUUAUUUUUUCCUCUGAAGGUACUACUACCAGCGAGGAAUCCUGCAAAAAGUCGAUGGCCAGCGACUCGUCUACCAGUUUGUUCAGGUUCCCAGCGAAUUAUCAAAUGUUUGUUAUUUAACGAUUUUCAAAUUUCAUGGCCUUUUUGUGAUAAAAGCCCUACAAUUUGAGGUCAUCUGACCUUUCUCGGCUUCUUCUCUAGAAAAAUUAAUAAUAGAAUAAUUUUAGCAGCUCGAAAUUUGAUUUUUUUAGUUUUUUUGUAGACCAAAUAUUCUACUUCUUUCGACACUUGAAGUGUCCUACAUAUUUACCACACUCAAGCCAAAUUAUUUCCGAAUUUCGCGAAACAUGUGGACACAGUUCACUUCAAGCUCAGCAUGGAAUUGACAGGAGAGCGACUCGGGAACGGACUCAAUAGGCAGCGACUCUUUCGAGGGAGAAACUCCGCCUCGUCACAGUCCGCUCUCGCCGCCACACGUCUCCUGCCGCGUCUGA
This is a messenger RNA of Caenorhabditis auriculariae, 6007 nucleotides long. Lineage: Eukaryota; Metazoa; Nematoda; Chromadorea; Rhabditida; Rhabditidae. The record is from the annotation of a GenBank genome assembly.